Molecule: messenger RNA, 9359 nt
Organism: Callithrix jacchus (white-tufted-ear marmoset)
Lineage: Eukaryota; Metazoa; Chordata; Mammalia; Primates; Cebidae
Gene: TRDMT1
Product: tRNA aspartic acid methyltransferase 1
Cellular component (GO): nucleus
Molecular function (GO): methyltransferase activity
Source: RefSeq, a predicted model, not a curated record
AUAGAAAGAAUGUUUGAAUGUUCAGGCUUCUAAGUGACAGAAAAGCAGCUUGCCUGAAAAAUGAUUUUGUUCUGGCUUCUCACCAGUGUUAAUUCACUUGGAAACCAAGUCAGUUUUCUCCCCUUUACUGAACUCUGGGUUUCUUUUCCACUCAAGGGCCCUGACAUCAAAGAAGGAAAUGGAGCGGAAAUCAGGCUACAGAGCGGCUGCUAUUCACUCGGGAAACCUUAUUGUUUUCCGUCCUUUGUUCUCCUCUCGACCCCUGCCAACCCCCAGGCUGCACGACCCUCUGAAGGCCUGAGCCUGGAGCGAUAGGAGCGGGGGGAACUGAAACGCCGCGGAACCAGAGGCGGAGGCAGCGGCGCGACGGAGGGAGGAGGAGCGACGGACCGGCAGGCCUAGCUCUGGGGCUGCGGCGGCUGAAGCGCGGGGAUGGAGCCCCUGCGGGUGCUGGAGCUGUACAGUGGCGUGGGCGGCAUGCACCACGCGCUGAGAGAAAGCUGUAUACCUGCACAAGUGGUGGCUGCCAUUGAUGUCAACACUGUCGCUAAUGAAGUAUACAGGUUUAAUUUUCCUCACACACAGUUACUUGCCAAGACAAUUGAGGGCAUUACACUCCAAGAGUUUGACAGAUUAUCUUUUGAUAUGAUUUUAAUGAGCCCUCCGUGUCAGCCAUUCACAAGGAUUGGCCGGCAGGGAGAUAUGACUGAUUCAAGGACAAAUAGCUUCUUAUAUAUUCUAGAUAUUCUCCCAAGAUUACAAAGAUUACCAAAGUAUAUUCUUUUGGAAAAUGUUAAAGGUUUUGAAGUGUCUUCUACAAGAGAUCUCUUGCUACAAACAAUAGAAAAUUGUGGCUUUCAGUACCAAGAGUUUCUAUUAUCUCCAACCUCUCUUGGCAUUCCAAAUUCAAGGCUACGAUAUUUUCUUAUUGCAAAGCUUCAGUCAGAGCCAUUACCUUUUCAAGCCCCUGGUCAGGUACUGAUGGAGUUCCCCAAAAUUGAAUCUGCACAUCCACAAAAGUAUGCAAUGGAUGUCGAAAAUAAAAUUCAAGGAAAGAACACUGACCCAAAUAUUAGCUUUGACAGCAGCAUACACUGUUCUGGAAAAGAUGCCAUUCUUUUUAAGCUUGAAACUGCAGAAGAAAUUCACAGGAAAAAUCAACAAGAUAGUGAUCUCUCUGUGCAGAUGCUAAAAGAUUUUCUUGAAGAUGACGUUGACAUGAACCAGUAUCUUUUACCACCAAAGUCAUUGCUGCGAUAUGCUCUACUAUUAGACAUUGUUCAGCCCACUUGUAGAAGGUCCAUGUGCUUUACCAAAGGAUAUGGAAGCUACAUAGAAGGGACAGGGUCUGUGUUACAGACUGCAGAGGAUGUGCAGAUUGAGAAUAUCUACAAAUCUCUUACCAAUUUGUCACAAGAAGAAAAGAUAACAAAGCUGUUAAUGCUUAAACUACGAUAUUUUACUCCUAAAGAAGUAGCAAAUCUCCUUGGAUUUCCUCCAGAGUUCGGAUUUCCUGAGAAGAUAACAGUGAAACAGCGUUAUCGCCUACUUGGAAAUAGCCUCAACGUGCAUGUAGUAGCUAAACUAAUCAAAAUCCUGUAUGAAUAAUUUUAAGUAACUCUGAAAGGUGGUCAUACGAUAUUCCUUCAUUUUCAGAGAACAAUUCUGAAAUUCUGUUUUGAACUAAUUCUGGUGAACUGUAACUAAAUUAUUUUAAUCCAUCUUUAAUAUGAAAUUUGGAUUUUAUUUUAAAAAUCCACAUGGUUUUCAAAUUUAUGUUAGUGUAUUUUAUAAAAUAUAAAUUAUUGUUAUGCUUUAUGGAGAGUAUAUUUUCAUAUGGAAUGUAAAUAUGUAUGUGGAAUAUUCUUUUUAAAAAUUAUGCUAUAAACAAAGAGCACCUAGAAUUUUAGUGUCUAUGUUAAUAUCUUGUGAAGUGUCAUAACAGGCCUAACAUUUUUAUGUUAAUUUAAAAAGUUUUUUAUUUCUAAUUUUAAAAUGAUUCUAGUUCUAGCCUAUUGAAUGUUUUACUUAAUUUCCAAUCCUUUAAACAUUUCUUUAUUUCAUCUAAACAAAUGCAUAUGAUAUGUAAACCAAACUAUCAUUAUUCAAUUUAUACAGCAGUCUGAAGAAUAUGUCAGGAAAAAUAAUCCUCAAUUUUUGAUUACCUCUCCACCAAGUAGUCACAGAAAAUGUUGGUGCUCAUUAUCUACAUUUUCCUCAGCCUCUAUCUGAAGGACAACACUCAUUGUUCCUUCUUCAUUUUGUAUGUACUUUCCUUUAGUUUGCUAUUAUCAAAGCUUGUUUUUGUCUUCUUAGCUUCUGAGUUUAAUUUGCCAUUACACACUGAGGAAUGUAGCACGGUUAAGAUUUCGGGGAGGAAGCUGUCCUCUGACCCCAUGCCGUAUGACAUCCCCUUCCCACAAUUGUUUUUUACUGUGGUGACAUAUACUCUGAAUUAACUUUUAGGGCUUUUAACUUUCUCUGUCUCUCAUCCUCAGUAGGUUUCUUGGAAUUAGAGUUUCUAAUCAAACUAAGUCAUGCAUCAUAAAUUCCACGGUUUGUGAUAAAAGUAAGUGACAAAGAGAGAUGAAAAGAAACAAGUCCAGAGAUCUUACUACAGGAUUUUUAUUCAAAUAUUUAUUCUUAAAAAUCAACUAUUUGGACGUGGAGAAAUUGAAAGUUUGUGCAUUCCUUGUGGGAACAUAAAGUGGUGCAGCAGCUGUUGGAAAACAGUGUGGAGGUUCUUCACAAAAUUCAACAUAGAAUGACCCUAUGAUUCAGCAUUUCCACCUCUGGCUAGAGACCCAAACGAGUUGAAAGCAGGGUCUUGAGCAGAUAUUUGUACACCAGUGUUUAUACCACCAUUGUUCACAGUAACCUAAAGAUAGAAGCAGCCCAAGUGUCAUCCCAUUCACCCAUGACUGGAUAAACGAAAUGUGUUACAUGCGUGUAGUGGAAUAGUACCACCUGCAACAGGAAGGAAAUUCUAACAUAUGCUGUGACACGGACGAACCUUAAGUACAUCAUGUGAAAUGAAAUGAGCCACUCUGCAGGGAGGGAGAAUGGGUAAUUAGUGCUUUAUGGGUAUACAGUUUCUGUUUGGGAUGAUGAGAAAGUUCUGGAAGUGAUGGGGAGGGUGAUUGCACAACAGUGUGAAUGUACUUAAUGCCACUGCAACUGUAAAUUUAAAAAUAGUUUGUGAUAAAUGUAACAUGUAUAUUUUACUGCAAUUGAAAACAUACUCUAUUACCAAUUUUUCAGAACUCAGAUAAAUAUGACUAUAGGGAAGCUGUAAGCCAGCCCUGUACAGAAACUAUUACUAUCUACAUUUUGCAUAUGUGUUCAAAGACAGAGCCUAUUACAAGUCUCAUAAGUUCCAGUAAACAGUCAAAUUAUUUUGGCACAUUUUCAUGUAGGUUCUCUUCACUGCUGAAAGAUUCUAAAUAAAAUGGUUUAGGGUUUUACUGUGACUGUACUAAUAGCUAUGCUAUAGUUAUAGUAUCCUACACUCUGUUGAGCAACAUUAUACAAAAUAAGUGUGGUUACCGAGCACCAAAUUUGAACACUUGAAAGGUCUGUAGAGACAUUGCUUACAAACUGGAAGACAGAAUGUAGCUUUGUGGAAUUUUUAAAUUAUGGAAAUGUAUUCACAGGAAGAUGGUGAUUCUUGCCCUUAAUUCAUAAUUGAAAAUAUACAGUAACAAGCAUAAAAACUCACAUCUUAAUGAAGAUGUAUCUACCAGUGUCAUUUAAUUAGCAGGUGUAUAGGUAUGCAUAAUUAAUUUGGAAAAUGCUCUUUAUGGAAUGUCUGCUAUAUGUUUUUUGUAAUGCUGUAUAAAAUUUGCACUGGAAAUUCUGUUUCAUGAUAUUUGGGCCUGUAUAUUUAUUCAGAUGUUGGAAAACAUAGCUUCUCAUUAUCAAGAGAACUAUGUGUAAUUCAGUCUUCACCAUACCUAACAGUAAACUGAUUUUUCAUUCUCCUUUUCCCAUCACCUCUGCUCUUUUAAGUGGCUUGUGAGGUAAUUCUAAGUUAUUUAUUACCCUGCCUCCUAUUUUUAAUAUGGCUUCAGGAUCCAAAACUAAUUCUAAAGGAUGAUCAAAUCAAUUAACGUAAACAAAAUGAGUCAUAAUUGGAAAAUUAUUUUGAAGACAUGGGUAGUCAUUGCAGGAGGGGUCAGAGCCUGACAAUCCUCAGUAGGAGAGAUGAAAGAGGAAUGACAGCAUCACCUUCUCAGAGGACCCUGGACAAGGUGUUCUGGCUGUUCAGUCAGACCUGCACCAUGGGCAUUGCCCUGUGCCUGGAAAGGUAAGAAAGUACCUCCAACCUUCAGCUAGCUUGUUCUUCCUCAAAAAGUAGAGCCUUCUAAAGAGGCAAAACCAGUAGCUGAAGUUGUGAACAGUAAGGGUCCACCCAACACUUUUUUUUUUUUUUUUUUAGAAAUUUGAGGGUAAAUUGUUGCUUGAAAUGAUCCAACUUUUGAAAGAGUUAAAGUUGUUUAGUAUAGAGGCUUUUAAGUUGCCCUGAAAGGCUGCAUUGCUACCAUGUGAGAUGUAAAGUUAGGUGGAGUUAGAGGUGAGUGCGGGCAAUUCAGUGCAUUGCUUGUGGGUAGAAUUCCUCAGCAGAAACCCCCAUCUGGCUUUUGCUCCCAUCUCAACUUAGUUCAGGUCUAGAGGGAUUAAGCUGGAGAUUUCUGAGGAGAGAGAAAUGAACUAAAGAUAAAUAAAACUGGUUUAACUUUAGCUAUAGCAGAACAGAACAAAGCAACCUCAUUUCAUUCAACAUCAAGCAACUACUAAACAAUAUAUUCUCCAAGCCACUUGUAUCUGCAUCCAAACUAGUCACUCUGGUUGCUCUUCUGAAAAAAAGAAGUUUCUAAAUAAGCCAAGAUAAUAUAAUAAGGACCAAAUUUUAAGCCCACAUAGAUGAAGAGGUUAACGUGAGUUUUCUGAGUUGCUUAUGUUAGGAACAGAAGGUUACCUUGUCAUAAUUUGGCCUUCAGCUUGGAGUUCUGUUUUAGGCCAUCAGUUAUGACACUGACUUACUAAUAGCUUUGGACUUUGAAAUUCAGUGAGGGUCAUAUAGCGUCAGCAAUUUUUUUUGUAGCUUGUGAUUGCAUUGAGAUUAUAUAAUUUUUAAAGACAUGGCCUUUGGACCUCUGUCUACUAAUCUCUUCCUCUCAUCAUCUACCAUUCAAAUGUGCUAUAUACAACUAUCAUAUCAACUUCUUAGCAAGCACUUUUCUGGUCCUCCAUCAUAUCCACCGAGAUGUCUAGUUAUGCCUUUCCCUUAGCUUUUUUUUUUUUUGAGACAGAGUCUCACUCUGUUGCCCAGGCUGGAGUGCCAACGCAGGAUCUCGGCUCACUGCACCCUCCCACUUCCAUUCAAGUGGUUUUCCUGCCUUAGUCUCCCUAGUAGCUGGGAUUACAGGCAUAUGCCACCAUGGUUAGCUAAAAAUAAUUUUUGUAUUAGGAGAGAUGGGGUUUCACCAUGUUGGCCAGGCUGGUUGCAAACACUGGAGCUCAAGUUGAUCCCCCCACCUCAGCCUCCCAAAGUGCUGGGUAUUACAGGUGUGAGCCACCGCACCCAGCCUCCCUUUGCAUAUUUUUUAAAAGGCAUUAAGCAUCUUGCACAUGUUCUUUAGUUCCAGUUUGCAUGGGUCAAGCUGUCUGCGUCAUUUUCCCUUUCAUAUUCUUUGUCUUUGCUGCUAAAAUUUUAAAGCUUCAGUGUAAACAACAACAAAAAAAUGUCUUUUUUUUGUUUCUGGCUUCUGUUUCUCUCUUUAGGCUGUCUAGGAACAUUUUAAGGUACUCAGGCUCUUCAAAAUCUACACAAUCAAGAUCCAAACUCCAUCACCAUUCUUGUCUAGUUUGUGAAUUUAUUUCUUUUUAAAUAUAUUUGUUCAAGAAAUAUGAGCAUGUGCAAAAAGCUGUUUUGACUUUGUAUUCCCCAAGCUCUCAUAUAAGUUGGUUAAAUAUUUACCAUAGAGUCUUACUUUCAACCACAUCCAGCACUUACUGAAGUCUCCCUCAAGUGUAACACCCUUGACUUUUAGAGCUUCCAAAAUCUCCUUUUUCUUAUAAAUAAGAGACUGGAAAUUUUUACAAAAACUAAAAGAUAGGAAUUUAAUUCUCCCGUAGAAUUCUCUUCUGAAUAGCCCUAGAGUUUUUCAUUUUGUUGCUUGUACCUAGCAUGGGUUCAAUGUUUACUUCAAAUAUUUGCUCUGUAUUUUGUUUGCAUUUUGAUUUCUAUUUUUAUCAGAAUAGAUUGAAAUUAGAAGAGUGUGCAUAGAGAACAUGUUUGUUUAGCUAAAUUAGCUCUGUAAUCAGAUGAGAUCACCUAGAGGGUCAGAGGAUGAGAGUGAAAGUUAGAAAGAGAAGAGCAGAGACUUGGAGCUGACUUACCUGAAGAUUCAGUCCUCAGGUCUCUUUCUACCCUUCACUUUUCAAGCCAUUUUUUUCCCCCAAAGAGUCUCACCCUUUCCUACAACUUCAGCCAUUCUGCCGAUGACACCCAGAUGACUCUAAAUCUGCUAUUUUCCUAAGUCCUGUUCUACAAUCUUCAUGUUAGGAUAUUUUUAACUUAGAUGUUUCGCUAUUCAAGUUGUCAAAUUUGCAUCAAAUUUAGCAUGGUUGCAAUGUAAGCAUCCUCCUUACUGUAGUCAGUUCCACUCACGACUUUACUGUUUUUCUUUAUGGUUCCGUUACGCUCCAGAUCUUCCAAGUUUAAGCAUCAUAACCCAAGAUCAUCUUCACCUUCUUUCUCACUCUGCAUUCCAUUGGUCAGCUUCUGUUAAAAUAGCCUUCCUAAGGCAAGCCUUCUCUGAACGAUCAUUUAUUUUUAGGAAAACUUAUAAAAAGUCACUGAGAUCUAAAAACACCCACAUACAUAUUUGCAAUCAUAUUUGUGUGCUUGGUUAAACGUGUUGACAUUUAACAGAUUUGAGCCUUCUAAAUUUAAUCUAGCAUGAAUGUCAUUUUUACUAAAAUAUUUGCUAUUUUACUCAGCUGGUUCCUUACACAAGUCCUGUUAAAUUUCACACGUGAAAAAAAUGACUGAAAACACCUAAUGGAAUGUGAUACUCCUUGUGUAGUAGAAAUGAGUUGAGUUUGAUAUUUGAGAGCUGGUGCUAUGAAUGAAUAGACAAUAAGGCGAAUAGUUGUUAUGAUUUGAGUUUUCUAAAUGGAAAAUGUUUCAUGUUUUAGAGAAUGUGAACUUCCACAAGGGCGGAGAUUGUUAAUACUUUUUUUCCUUCAGUGAUGUUAAAACAGUACUGGCAUGUAGUAAGCACUCAAUGAAUAUGUGUUGAAUGAGUGAAUAUAGGAACCAUACUGGAAUCGAUACUGAAGCUACAGAGAAAAAGCAUCACACCGCAGAGUUCAAAUAGUGUCUUGAAGUUAUUCUCUUGAAAACUAUUUAACUUGUUUGUUACUACCACUUCUUCCAUGCCCAGUGGAACAGCCAAAGUUAUUCAAGUCCAGAACACAUGAUUUAAAAAAUAAUUCUAGGGUAGGCUUGACAUUUUGGCUUUUGGAAAGUUGUGCAAAUAAAACUCUUUAAAAUACUAUAUUUUGACUUCUGGUCUUGACAAGAGUGUAGAGUUAUUUCUCCUUGCUUCUCCCUGAAAAGUACAAUUAUAAACUCUGGAUAAGUAUAAUUAUAAAAUAAUGUAAGAGGAAUCAGGAGAAUUCUGAAAAGUGGGAAAAGAGGAAGACACACUGGCUAGGGACCCCAAGACUAGAGGAACAGCAUGGUUCCAAGACAUCUGACCCCUCAUCUUUCUGACCUACAACCUAGCAACAGAAAGCAGCCCAGAGAGAGUUGUUCCUACAGAAGAGGGAACUGAAGUCUAGUUGGUAAUACCAGAUGAGUCUGGCUCUACCAGCAUGGGGGAUAUAUAUGAGAAACCCUGCUGACAAACAUCCAGACCGGAGGCUUGUGUGCUGAGAGGAAGAUCCAGGGGGCUCUGGCAAAAAGCAUCUGACCCAUUAUCUGAGCUGGAGACUGCCUUCUCCCAGAGGUACCAUGGGACCUGGCUUGGGGGAGAAUCCUUCUUUUCUUAAAGUAGCAUCAUGGAGGACCAUUCAGGAGCCCGAGCAGCACCAGAUAAACCAAAGCAGACCAAAAUAACACUGCAAAGGCUCUAAAAACUAAAUUACUGUUGGAGUCACAGCCCACAAAAAACUAAGCCAGGGCUUGCAUGCUAAACAUAAAUGGAGUGACUGCCUGCUAAAAUAAAAGAUUCAAAUAAUAGACAAAAUAUUCAGGAUACAGUGUAAAAUAGCCUGUCAUACCAAGAACCAGAAAAAUCACAACUUGAAUAAGAAAUGACAGUCAAAAACAGAUGACAACACUGAGACGAACCAGAUGUUGGAAUUACCUGACGCGGAUUUUAAGCGACUCUUGUAAAACUGCUUCAAUGAGUACUUACAAAUUGUCUUGCAACAAAGAGAUAGAAAAGUCAGCAAGGAAAGAGAAGUUAAUACAAGAACCAUCGUGAUAAGUGCACCAUAUGCCAGAUUUAAACAUAGAAAUAAAUGGCAGUUAUACAACUGAAAAAUGCAAUAACAAAAUAGCAAACAUUCAGUGGUGACAGAUAAUUUGUAGAUCCUGGACAUUUUGUCUGUUACAUUAACUUUAUUUUCAGAAAGUUAAUUAUGAUGUGUCUUGGCAUGAAUUUCUUUCAUCAUGGCAGAUAUUUCAAAGUGAAUGUAAUAUCUUGUUUGGUGUUCAUUUAGCUUCUUGAAUCUGUACAUUUAUAUUCUUUGCUAAAUUUGAGAUCAGUGAUAGAGAGGAAAUGACAGAAGAUAGAAAUCAGUGAACCUGAGGACAGAUUAGUAGAAUUUACCUAAUCUGAAUGAUGGGGCGAAAAUAGGCUGACAAAAAAAAUUAAGAACCUUGGGGACCUGUGGGACAAUAACAAAAGGACCAACAGUUAUAUGUUUGGGAUGCCGGAAGUAGAGGGGAAAAAAAUGUAGCUGAAAGAGUGUUCAAAUAAUGACUGAAAACAUCCCAAUUUUGGCAAAACCUUAAAAGCGGCUGGAGAAAAAUGACACAUUGCUGUGGGGCGAGAGACACAGUAGAUGUCUCAUCAGAAACCAUGAGGACCAGAAGGAGGUGGCAUUGUCCACUAUGAAUUCUGUAUCUAGCCAAACUAUCCUUCAAGAGCUCUCUCUCAUACCUAUAUAUGUAUAGAUACACAUGUACCUCUAUGCAGCGCUUUACAAUUAUUAGGCAGUGCAGGUAGUGACAUGGAAUUAGGCUUAUGUGAAAUAAUCAAAGAGAUCUAACAUGUACCUCUAAUGACUGUAACGAAUUGUUCAUCUGAAAAUAGAUUGGAAUAAAAUAAUGAUAGUUAUGA